Molecule: messenger RNA, 2265 nt
Organism: Closterium sp. NIES-65
Lineage: Eukaryota; Viridiplantae; Streptophyta; Zygnematophyceae; Desmidiales; Closteriaceae
Source: the annotation of a GenBank genome assembly
AUGUCCGCGGACGCCUUUUCCGCCGCACCAUUCGGCUCCCCCUACCACUCUUCCGCCUCUGUCAUCGCAACCUUCCCCGCGAGCUCCCCCGCGUCCCCGUUCCCCGCGCCGUCGUGCGCGAGCUCGUGCUUCUUCCCCGCGGCAGGGGCUCCGCCUGCACCCCCGCCAACCCUUCCGCUUGCGCCAACGUUGCCCCCGCCGCUUCCGCUUCCGCCGCCGCGGCAGGUGGACUGCCGGCGCAUGAACCCGCCCCUGGGGCGGCUGAUUUCGCGCCUGUGCGGGUUCCAGUCGGGGAUUAUGCAGCGCCGCCAGCACGUGUUCGUGAUGCACCACGGGGAGCGCGCGGACGCCGCCGACCCCCUUUGGGCGCGCAGAGAGGGCGCGGAACGCGCGUGGGACCCGCCCCUGUCGGAAUGGGGGAAAUAUCAGGCCUAUGAGGUGGGCAUGAGGCUGAGGCAGGAGGGGUGGGGAGUCACGCGCAUAGUGUGCGCGCCGUACCUGCGCUGUGUGGAAACCGCCCUCGAGCUGCUGCUCGCACUCACUGACGCACAACCCCUUCCUCCUCCCUCCUCCUCUGCUCCCACCGCUGCUGCCUCUGCUACUGAUUCUGAUGCGGGUGCUGGUGGUGGUAGCAUUGGCGGCAGCUUUGGCGCCGGCAGCAGCAGCAGAAUCAGCAGCAUGGUUCCAGGGGGCAGUAGUUUUGAGACGUCUCAAAACGCCGGCAGCAGCAGAAUUAGCAGCAUGCAAUCCUCCCUCACGCCUCAGCCGAGCCUAGCCCUUCCUCCGGACCGCAAGCGCAAGUUCGGCAUGUGGGACGGGGCAUGGCAGGGCGCGGGGGGCGUGGGGGGGGGGGAGGUGCGCGUGGCAGUGCACUACGGGCUGCACGAGGUGGUGAGGCAGGCGGAUGGGGGGGCGGGGAGUAGUGCAGCAGCAGCACCAGCACCAGCAGCAGUGGCAGCAGCGGCAGCUGCAGUGGAGCUGUUUGUACAGUCUGGGGAGAUGGGGGGGGUAGGGAUGGGCGGUGGGCAAAUGAGAACAUCACCCGGACAGGGACAAGAAAGGGGUGAGAGGCAGUUUCAAGGACAGGAACAGGGGCUGGGGCAGGGGCAUGGGCAGGGGCAGAAUGAGGGAUUCUGUACUGUAGCUGGCAACACUGGCAGCAGUGCUGCCGCCUCGCUGGCACCUCGUGACUGGCUGGAAGGCAUGUUCCCGCCAGGCUCUGUGGACAGGAUUCUGCCAGUUGUCGCUCGGUCGGCGACUGCUGCUGCUGACGUGGCACUGCCAGGCUGGCCUGAGGACGUCGAGGAGGCAGCGUUGCGGCUGCUGCGGUCGAUUGACCACGUGGCAGAGCAGGUGGGCAUUGGAAGGGGAGCUGGUGGGCAUGGAAUCAGGUGGGCAUUGGAAGGGGAGCUGGCGGUCAUGGAAUCAGGUGGGCAUUGGAAGGGGAGCUGGUGGGCAUGGAAUCAGGUGGGCAUUGGAAGGGGAGCUGGUGGGCAUGGAAUCAGGUGGGCAUUGGAAGGGGAGCUGGUGGGCAUGGAAUCAGGUGGGCAUUGGAAGGGGAGCUGGUGGGCAUGGAAUCAGGUGGGCAUUGGAAGGGGAGCUGGUGGGCAUGGAAUCAGGUGGGCAUUGGAAGGGGAGCUGGUGGGCAUGGAAUCAGGUGGGCAUUGGAAGGGGAGCUGGUGGGCAUGGAAUCAGGUGGGCAUUGGAAGGGGAGCUGGUGGGCAUGGAAUCAGGUGGGCAUUGGAAGGGGAGCUGGUGGGCAUGGAAUCAGGUGGGCAUUGGAAGGGGAGCUGGUGGGCAUGGAAUCAGGUGGGCAUUGGAAGGGGAGCUGGUGGGCAUGGAAUCAGGUGGGCAUUGGAAGGGGAGCUGGUGGGCAUGGAAUCAGGUGGGCAUUGGAAGGGGAGCUGGUGGGCAUGGAAUCAGGUGGGCAUUGGAAGGGGAGCUGGUGGGCAUGGAAUCAGGUGGGCAUUGGAAGGGGAGCUGGUGGGCAUGGAAUCAGGUGGGCAUUGGAAGGGGAGCUGGUGGGCAUGGAAUCAGGUGGGCAUCGGAAGGGGAGCUGGUGGGCAUGGAAUCAGGUGGGCAUCGGAAGGGGAGCUGGUGGGCAUGGAAUCAGGUGGGCAUUGGAAGGGGAGCUGGCGGGCAUGGAAUCAGGUGGGCAUUGGAAGGGGAGCUGGUGGGCAUGGAAUCAGGUGGGCAGAAAAGGGGAUGGGAAAAAGGGAUGUGCAGGGAGGUUUGACGGGGGGUGUGGCUGCUGCGGUCAAUUGA